AUGUCAACGACAGCGUAUACCCCCACCCGCGCCUGGUGGAAGUCCGCCGUCGUCUACCAGCUCUACCCGUCCUCGUUCCUCGACUCGAAUGGCGAUGGGAUUGGCGAUCUGCCUGGGAUAACGUCCAAGCUGGACUAUCUCAAAGAGUUGGGCGUGGAUGUACUUUGGAUGUCCCCGAUAUACUGCUCCCCGCAGGCGGAUAUGGGGUAUGAUAUUUCGGACUAUCGAAAUAUCGACCCGCGGUUUGGGACUCUGGAGGACUACGACCACUUGGUGAAGGGUGCACAUGAGCGAGGGAUGAAAGUCAUGAUGGAUUUGGUAGUAAACCACACGUCUGACGAGCACGCAUGGUUCGAAGAGUCCAGAUCCAGCAAAGAUAACUCCAAGCGUGACUGGUACAUCUGGCGCAACCCCCGCUUCGACGAAGAUGGGCACAUGAUGCCGCCGAAUAACUGGCGGAGCGUGUUUCAAGGCUCGGCUUGGGACUACGAUGAAAAGACGGAGCAGUACUAUCUACAUCUGUACGUGAGCAAGCAGCCCGACCUCAACUGGGAUAAUUCCGACGUGCGCGAUGCUGUCUGGGAGGUGAUGCGCUUCUGGAUCGGGCGGGGAUGCGAUGGAUUCAGGAUGGACGUCAUCAACCUUGUCUCGAAAGUAGAGGGCCUGCCAGAUGCGCCGGUGUCCGACCGGUCGCAGUUCUUUCAACACGCAAGUUCGCUAUACGCGAAUGGCCCUCGUGUGCACCAAUACCUACAGCAGAUGAACAAGGAGGUGCUCUCAAAACACGACCUCAUAACUGUCGGCGAAACCCCAUUCACACACGACGACAGCGUGCUGGCCGAGUACGUCCUCCCGGACAACAAGGAGCUCAACAUGGUCUUCCAGUUCGAGAUCAUGGAUCUCGAUAGCCCGCCUGAGGCGCCCCUCCUAUAUCGCCCGUGGAAGCUCACGGAGCUCAAGGGGAUCAUCAACAAGUGGCAGACAUAUAAGCGAGAAUCCGGGUUCUGGAACGCGGUGUUUAUCGAGAACCACGAUCACGCGCGCUCGGUCUCGCGCUUCGGAAACGACACGGACGCGUGGCGCACGCGCUCGGCGCAGGUGCUCGCGAUGCUCGAGAUCGCCCAGGGCGGAACAAUGUACGUGUACCAAGGGCAGGAGAUCGGGAUCCGAAACUUCCCGAGGAGCUGGGGUGUCGAAGAGUAUAAGGAUGUGGCAUCGAUUAACUACUGGGAGAUGAUCAAAGCGCAACGCGCCAAAUCCACCUCCUCGCCCAACUUCGGGCCAGACAUGUCCGACCUCCUCGACUCCUUUCAGAAGAAAGCGCGGGACCACGCGCGCACGCCGAUGCAGUGGGACGCCUCGCCGCACGCUGGGUUCACGCGGUCGCCGAACGGGCCGUGGAUGCGCGCGAACGACGACUAUCCGACUUGGAACGUCGCUGCGCAGCGUGCAGACUCGGACAGUGUCCUCGGGUUCUGGAGAAGGGCGAUAAGGACGAGGAAAGAGUGGGAAGGGGUGCUGGUCUAUGGCGAUUUUGAGUUACUCCUACCUGAGCAUGAGCGGGUGUUUGGGGUUGUCAGGAAGGGCGGAGAUGGGGAGGUGGCGGUGGUGCUGCUCAACUUUGGUGAGGAGGAGGUGGAUGUGAAGAUAGAGAAACACGAGGUUUGCGGGACCCUCGAUGGGUACGAGCUAGUUUUGGGGAACUACGACGACGCGCCGAAGGGGUUAGAGGGAGAGGUGAAGUUGAAAGGUUGGGAGGGAAGAGUGUAUGUGCGGGCGGCUGCGGUCCGUAACUAAGAGGGCGCCGGCAGACUCAACAUGUAUAGAUAGAUUUCACUUGUGUACAAGUAUACCAGUUUCUC
Messenger RNA from Coniophora puteana RWD-64-598 SS2, 1862 nucleotides. Its product is annotated as glycoside hydrolase family 13 protein. Gene Ontology annotation, biological process: oligosaccharide catabolic process. The record is from RefSeq and is a predicted model, not a curated record. The transcript is spliced from 10 exons. The coding region runs from base 1 to 1797 and encodes 598 amino acids. Gene Ontology annotation, molecular function: alpha-amylase activity. NCBI's taxonomy places the organism in Eukaryota, Fungi, Basidiomycota, Agaricomycetes, Boletales, Coniophoraceae.